GAGUAUCAAAGAAAGACCGUGAGUCCAAAAGUCGAAGAAAAAAAAAAGAGAGAGAGUAGGGGAGAAAGGGGGAGAGGACAAUGGUAAUGAGGAAGCUGAACUCUGAGUUGGGUAACUCUGAGUUUAACCUGUAAUUCCACAGUGGUUCAUUUUUUAUGUGGCAAAAUGAAGAUUUUGAGGGAAACAAACUCCCCACAGCACCCUGGAGGCCUGAAACAGCGUGUCAUCAGAAUACUGCUGUACUGUACUGGAGAAAUGCAACAAUUCCACACAUUCAUACAGGAUCAAAUCUUCCCACUGCAGCUGGCUGAGUGGUGUUUGCGUGGGAUCUCGCGGGUGAUUCUGUUAAAUAACCCCGUUAGUGGAGCUGUGAUUCUAGCUGCGCUGCUGCUGGAAAGCCCCUGGCAGGCUAUGCUGGGGGUGCUCGGCCUUCUGGCCUCUACCGUUACAGCUAUAAUGCUGGGACAAGACUGUGAGGAGGUAUCUGGUGGCCUUCAUGGCUUUAAUGGAAUGCUGGUGGCUCUGCUGAUGGGUGUGUUCAGCUCUGCUGGAGAAUGGUAUUUGUGGCUACUGCUGCCUGUGUGCCUCGGUGGAGCUACAACGACGUUUCUGUCUAGUGGUCUGGCUCCGGUACUGGACCGCUGGGAUUUACCAUUCAGCGUCUUCCCCUUUAAUACAGUCAUCCUGCUUUACCUGGCUUGCACUGGCACUUCAACCCCCUAUUUUCCAAACUAUCCUGUCCUGCCACUGGGGGCACCAGAGAGCACCAAUCACACCCAAGUCAAUGUGCCACAGCUCCUGCAGGGGGCGGUACUGGGUGUGGGGCAGAUCUUUGCAUGUGAGACUCUAGGACCAUCACUGCUUAUCCUGGGUGCUGUUCUCCUCUUCUCACCCAUUUUGGCUUUUUAUGCCUUCCUGGGGUCUGUCAUCGGCACUGUGGCAGGUCUCUCUGUGUCAGUACAGCAUCGCUUUCUGUACUCUGGACUCUCAGGGUUUAAUGGUGCUCUGGGUUGCAUGGGUGUGGGAGCAGGAUUCAUCUUUAGUUGGAGAACACACCUCUUAUCUAUAGCAAGUGCUGUUCUUUCAGCGUAUGCUGACAUUGCUUUGAGGAAACUUUUAGCAGUUGUAGAUCUCCCAGCAUCCAGUUGGGCUGCCACACUGACAGGAACACUGAUGCUGUUGCUAACUGGGAAAAACCUCAGAGAAUACAGAAUCCCCACUAGAAAAGUAACGUCACCAGAAUUGAACUUGGACUCACAAGACUUGGACUUGGACUCAGUGGUCUGAGGCCAACACGAAUGCUGCUAAUAUUUGAGGGUCACACACACACACUCAAUGUCUAAUACAGAUAGCUAUAAAACACAGACACAAACACAUUUAAUGUUUAUAUGAGUCAUACAUGCAGUCAUUACAUACAGUCAUAAAGAAAAGUAAGAAAAGUAUCACUGUGCAUAUUAAGUAUUUUCUUUUACAUACUGUAAUAUUUCAGAAUUAAAAAUAGAUCAGAUGUUACCAUAGCACCAUGAGUAAUAUCAAAUAAAUACCUAUGGACCAUACACACACACAAAACAGAGACAGUUUGUGAGAAAUUAGAGAUUGUUUAAUGCUGUAAACAUGUUUCAUUCCAUUAUUACAAAAACUCCAGUUUCACUGUGCUAUAAUCCUUAAAAACAUUAAAUGUAAAGAAUGUAUUACCUGGGCUGAGGCCUCUUUGUAAAUAUGACAAAUUCAACAUUAAAAC
Molecule: messenger RNA, 1741 nt
Organism: Xyrauchen texanus (razorback sucker)
Lineage: Eukaryota; Metazoa; Chordata; Actinopteri; Cypriniformes; Catostomidae
Product: urea transporter 1
Exons: 8
Coding region: 166-1287 (373 amino acids)
Biological process (GO): urea transmembrane transport
Cellular component (GO): membrane
Molecular function (GO): urea transmembrane transporter activity
Source: RefSeq, a predicted model, not a curated record